Molecule: messenger RNA, 1818 nt
Organism: Striga hermonthica
Lineage: Eukaryota; Viridiplantae; Streptophyta; Magnoliopsida; Lamiales; Orobanchaceae
Source: the annotation of a GenBank genome assembly
AUGGAAACCAACGUUGGCUCGCUGGACUCCUGCACGCCCGCCACGUGUUCGGACUUGGCCAGCCUCCCCUCGAACGGCGCCGUCGCCGCCGUCCACCCCUCCCCGGUGGCCUUCAACUCCGCCGAGGCCACACUCGGCCGCCACCUCGCUCGCCGCCUGGUCCAGAUCGGCGUCGGCGACGUGUUCGCCGUCCCCGGGGACUUCAACCUGACGCUGCUCGACCACCUCAUAGCUGAGCCGGGGCUCAACCUCGUCGGCUGCUGCAACGAGCUGAACGCCGGCUACGCCGCCGACGGCUACGCCAGGGCGCGAGGCGUCGGGGCGUGCGCGGUGACGUUCACAGUCGGCGGUUUGAGCGUUCUCAACGCCAUCGCCGGCGCGUACAGCGAGAAUCUCCCCGUCAUCUGCAUCGUCGGCGGCCCAAACUCCAACGACUACGGCACGAACAGGAUCUUGCACCACACGAUCGGGCUGCCGGAUUUUAGCCAGGAGCUUCGUUGUUUUCAGACCGUCACUUGCUAUCAGGCGGUGGUGAAUAAUCUGGAGGAUGCGCACGAGCUGAUCGACACGGCAAUUUCGACGGCGUUAAAGGAGAGCAAGCCGGUGUACAUUAGCGUGAGCUGUAACUUGCCGGCCAUCCCUCACCCAACGUUUAGUCGCGAGCCUGUUCCGUUUUCGCUCUCCCCAAAACUGACCAAUCAAAUGGGCCUGGAGGCCGCAGUCGAGGCUGCCGUCCAGUUCCUCAACAAGGCCGUGAAGCCCGUCCUCGUCGGGGGGCCGAAACUCCGCGUGGCCCGGGCCUGCGACGCCUUUGUCCAGCUGGCAGAUGCUUGCGGUUACCCGCUGGCAGUCAUGCCCUCGGCAAAAGGUCUUGUACCCGAGCACCACCCUCACUUCAUCGGCACUUACUGGGGUGCCGUGAGCACUGCUUUUUGUGCUGAAAUAGUCGAAUCUGCGGAUGCGUACAUUUUUGCGGGCCCCAUUUUCAACGACUACAGCUCGGUCGGGUACUCUUUGCUCCUCAAGAAGGAAAAGGCCAUCAUCGUGCAGCCCGAUCGUGUGGUUAUUGGUAACGGGCCAGCCUUUGGGUGCGUACUCAUGAAGGAUUUCUUAACGAGCCUUGCGAAAAGGCUGAGCCCGAACCCGACUGCACACGAGAAUUACCUGAGGAUUUAUGUUCCGGAUGGUCGGCCCGUGAAGGCCGCGCCUAAAGAAGCUUUGAGGGUGAAUGUGCUGUUUCAGCACAUUCAGGAGAUGCUUUCGGGGGAGACAGCUGUCAUUGCCGAGACGGGUGAUUCGUGGUUUAACUGCCAGAAGCUCAAACUGCCAGCUGGCUGUGGGUACGAGUUUCAGAUGCAAUACGGGUCGAUAGGAUGGUCAGUUGGUGCAACUUUGGGCUAUGCUCAGGCUGUGCCCGAGAAGCGGGUUAUUGCUUGCAUUGGGGAUGGUAGCUUUCAGGUUACGGCUCAAGAUGUGUCGACUAUGAUAAGAUCUGGCCAGAAGUCAAUCAUUUUCCUGAUUAACAAUGGUGGCUACACAAUCGAGGUUGAGAUUCAUGACGGGCCUUACAACGUGAUCAAGAACUGGAACUACACUGCAUUGGUCGAUGCUUUCCAUAAUGGCGAAGGCAAAUGCUGGACAACGAAGGUUUGGUGUGAAGAGGAGCUCAUUGAGGCUAUUGAAACUGCUACUGGAGACAAAAAGGACUGCUUGUGCUUCAUUGAGGUGAUUGUUCACAAGGAUGAUACGAGUAAAGAGCUUCUCGAGUGGGGUUCGAGGGUCUCUGCAGCUAAUAGCCGCCCGCCUAAUCCUCAGUAG